AUGGCAGCACGACACAUUACACGAAAGCUUUGGCAGCCCAAAUUCCCUAUGAAACAUCAGCGCCGAGGUCUUAGUCUGCAAGAGCAUCAAUCUAAACAACUGUUAAGAGAGUUUGGCAUCCCAGUGCAGAAUGGAAAAGUAGCAACCACGGCUGCCGAGGUGCGGGAGGUCAUGCGUCAAUAUGGUGGAAAAUGCGUCAUCAAAUCUCAAAUUCUCAAGGGCGGCAGAGGCAAGGGAACAUUCGACAAUGGAUUCUACGGCGGCGUCAGAAUCGCAGAGCUCCCGGAAGAAGGCGAGCAGAUAUCCUCUCAGAUGCUGGGACAUCGCCUUAAAACCAAGCAGACGUCAGGAGAAGGGAUACUUGUCGAAAAGGUGCUGGUGGCAGAGUUCGAAGAAUGCGAGGAGGAGUGGUAUCUCGCCAUAGCCCUCGACCGCGAACGGUACUCCCCAGUUGUGCUUAUCUCAAGAAGUGGCGGUGUCGACAUUGAAGACACGGCAAAGAGCGAGAGCGGUAGCUUGAGAAGCUUUCAUUUCGAUUACGCUGAAGGCAUCACACCAGAUCUUCUGAAACGUCUCCGUACAGGUGUUGGUGCGAAUUCUGCCGAAGCAGAAAAACUUGGAGCUAUCCUGACCCGUCUUUGGGACCUCUUUUUGUGCAAAGACGCCACACUUCUGGAGAUCAACCCUCUAGCCCGCACCGGUGAAGCUAAUUUCAAGUGUCUUGACGCCAAAUUCAUGAUUGACGAUGCUUCGCAGCGACGGCAGCCCGAGCUGUUCGCCCAGCGAGAUAUCCAAGCAGAGGUUCCCGAGGAGAUUGAGGCACAAAAGUAUGGGUUGGUAUAUAUCAAGAUGGAAGGGAAUAUUGGCAAUGUAGUCAAUGGUGCAGGUCUUGCUAUGGCUACUAAUGACGCGAUUGCCCAUCACGGCGGUGCAAGCGCAAACUUUCUCGACGCAGGAGGUCAGGCUACGAAGAACACCAUGCAAAAGGCAUUUGAGAUUAUUCUUCGGGACACUCGGGUCAAGGUAAUUCUCGUUAAUAUCUAUGGAGGUAUUAUUAAAUGUGAUAUGAUCGCUGAAUCCAUUAUUGGUGCUACCAAAGAGCUCGGACCAUUGCGUGUGCCGCUUGUUGUUCGGUUGCAGGGGACCAAUUCACCUGAAGGAUUGAAAAUUCUGGAGGAUGCGAAUCUUGGAUUCUAUGUUGAAUCCGAGUUUGGAGAGGCAGCAAAGAAGGCCGUCCAGCUUUCCAAGUCCUUGUGA
This is a messenger RNA of Fusarium redolens, 1257 nucleotides long. RefSeq lists its product as uncharacterized. Bases 1 to 1257 code for a protein of 418 amino acids. The record is from RefSeq and is a predicted model, not a curated record. Gene Ontology annotation, molecular function: metal ion binding; succinate-CoA ligase (ADP-forming) activity; ATP binding. Gene Ontology annotation, biological process: tricarboxylic acid cycle; succinyl-CoA metabolic process. The transcript is spliced from 6 exons. NCBI's taxonomy places the organism in Eukaryota, Fungi, Ascomycota, Sordariomycetes, Hypocreales, Nectriaceae. Gene Ontology annotation, cellular component: succinate-CoA ligase complex; mitochondrion.